Molecule: messenger RNA, 1311 nt
Organism: Bombus pyrosoma
Lineage: Eukaryota; Metazoa; Arthropoda; Insecta; Hymenoptera; Apidae
Gene: Alr
Product: FAD-linked sulfhydryl oxidase ALR
Exons: 3
Coding region: 239-715 (158 amino acids)
Cellular component (GO): mitochondrion
Molecular function (GO): flavin-dependent sulfhydryl oxidase activity; flavin adenine dinucleotide binding
Source: RefSeq, a predicted model, not a curated record
AAUCAUUACUUUUUUUACGACUCGCCAUCAUCUAUGCAGAAGAUCAACUUUACCGACGACCGUAUCAUUUGCGGUGCAGUCAAACAGUCAAAACUGCACUUAACAUUUGUCACUCUCUGUCUGCAGGUCGGGUCAGGUGCGUGAAUUAUAAUUUUGUGAUAGAGGUUAUCUUCCACGUGGAAAUAUCGUUAAUUGCAGCAAUUUUUAAACGAAUGUAUACUGCGAUUUUAAAUACAAAAUGUCUCACGAAAAACCUUGUCGUGCAUGCAUGGAUUUUAAAUCGUGGGCAAAGAGUCAAAAGGAGGCUUUCGAUUCCGAAAAGGAAACUGAGAAAAUAGAGAAGAAAAGUCCACCUGUAAAUAAAGUUAAACGUGAUGAUUGUCCAUUAGAUAAAGAUGAAUUAGGUUCAAGAACAUGGUCAUUUUUACAUACCAUGGCAGCAUAUUACCCUGAUAAUCCAACUGAUGAACAAAAAUUGGAUAUGUCAAAGUUCUUUCACACAUUUUCCAAGUUUUAUCCUUGUUAUGUAUGUGCAGAGGAUUUACAAGAGCAAUUAAAAAAAACUCCACCACAAACCAAUUCACAGUCACAAUUAAGUCAAUGGCUUUGUAUGAUACAUAACAAAGUAAAUAAAAAACUUGGAAAACCUGAAUUUGACUGUAAAUUAGUUGACCAAAGGUGGAGAGAUGGCUGGCUUGAUGGUUCAUGUGACUGAUGAUUAUUAGUUAUGAUUGUAAAUUUUGUAAUGAAACCUAUAUGUGAUGUAAAAAGCACCAUGUAAGUUUAUUGUAAAUACUUGUAGGAAUGCUAUAAUAGUUAAAAAUAUUAGUAUCACAUAUAAAUUAACCGUUUGAGUCCCAGGGGUCUUUGGAAAAACAAGGUCGAAAAAUCCCGAACAGCGCGAUAGCGCCUGUCUUAAUUGAUAUCGAAAAGAAACGAGCGGCGCAAUAGUGUUCGUCAUAUUUGUUAGUUUUAUGAAAUACAUCUUUAUUAUUAUAUAUGCGUACUAUUAAUUUAUAAAUAUAUCAAGUUUUUUUUCAAUAAACAUUAUUGAGAAGAUAAGAAUUAAAUACAAAAUACAGUCAGUCGUCCGUAGCGUUCAAAUGUACUGGGUCUUUUCGAGGCAAAAUCUAAACAGCGCGAUCGCGCUGCUUGGAACUCAAACGGUUAAUAUUUAUCUUUGUUAACUAAUUGUUAAAUAUAAUGUCCUUCCUUAAUUAUGGACAUUCAAAAAAAAAAAAAAAAAAAAUAGAAAUAGACUCGUCAUACAAUUACAGUUAUGCAGGUUGUCAGGUGUUUUGAAGCAUCCUU